AGAAAAUUAAAAAAAUCCCUUCUUUAUCCUUUUCCAGCUAGCCAAGCUCCGCAGAGCCCGGUUUCCGGUCACUCCUCUCCCGGUUCAUGUUCAGGGGAGUUGAUCAUCGAUUCCCUGAAACCUGAACUGCAUUUGCUGGACUUUGAGAUAAUCGACCAUGUUCUCGCAGUUCGGAGCUACGGCGGAUUCACUGAGUAAAGCCUCAACAUUGGCGUUUCGGAUCGGCACGGAUGCUCACCUUUACGAUGACCCUGAUGACGUCAAUAUCGCCCCGCUUCUCGAGAGCAAAUUCGACUCUGAGAAAUGCGAAGCUCUCAAGCGAUUGCUUGCACUCAUUGCUCAAGGUUUUGAUGUCUCCAAUUUCUUCCCUCAGGUGGUGAAAAUGGUGGCAUCACAAUCACUAGAAGUCAAGAAGCUGGCGUACUUGUAUCUAUUGCAUUAUGCCGAGAAGUACGGACUUGCACUAUUCUAGGCCUUCUAAGUAGUUCUAACGACUGUGGAGUUGCCUACAAAUGCCCAAAUGAGGCACUGCUCUCGAUAAACUGUUUCCAGAAGGAUUUGGGGGAUCCAAACCCGUUAGUCAGGGCUUGGGCACUUCGUACCAUGGCAGGAAUCCGUCUACAUAUGAUUGCACCAAUUGUUUUGGUGGCGACAAGGAAGUGUGCCAGAGAUCCAUCUAUAUAUGUUAGAAAGUGCGCUGCAAAUGCACUCCCAAAGUUGCAUGAUUUGCAAUUAGAAGAAAAUAAAAGCACAAUUGAAGAGAUUGUGGGGGUACUGCUGAAUGAUAAUGCUCCUACAGUAGUUGGAGCAGCUGCUGCCGCAUUUGCUUCUGUUUCUCCAAACAAUCUCUUCUUGAUUGGGAAAAACUUCAGAAAAUUGUGUGAGACUCUGCCUGAUGUGGAGGAAUGGGGCCAGAUUGUUCUGAUAGGGAUCCUUUUACGAUAUGCUAUAGCUUUCCAUGGGCUCGUUGAAGAAUCCAUAAUGAUGGGUGCUUGUUCUUCCAAGGACUAUAGUUCUGAAAAAGAGAAAUCAAGUCCCUCGUUUAUAAUGAGAGAGAGCACUGAUGGCUUGGGAAAUAACGUGGUUUGUGAUUCCGAGAUGGCAAAUAUAGUUGUGAGGAGUUAUCUUGAAGGACCAGACAAAUACUUGUCUAGAUCUAGUUUGGAGAAGGCUUGCUCUGACUUGGACCCUUCCUGCUUCACCUCUGCCAAAGAUAAUGAUGAUGUGAAGAUUCUCUUGCAAUGUACCUCACCUCUGCUGUGGAGUAGAAAUAGUGCAGUAGUACUUGCUGCUGCUGGGGUACACUGGAUAAUGGCACCAAAAGGGGAACUUGGAAGAAUUGUUAAACCUUUGUUAUUUCUCCUGAGAUCAUCUAAUGCGUCUAGAUAUGUGGUGCUUUGCAACAUUCAAGUGUUUGCUAAAACAAUGCCAUCUCUCUUUCUGUCACAUUUUGAAGACUUCUUCAUAAGCCCUACAGAUUCAUAUCAGAUAAAGUUUUUGAAACUUGAAAUACUAUCUCUGAUUGCUACAGAAUCAUCAACGCCCUCAAUAUUUCAAGAGUUCCAGGAUUAUGUUAGAGAUCCAGACAGAAGAUUUGCUGCAGAUUCUGUUGCUGCAAUUGGUCUAUGUGCCCAACGACUACCAAAUAUAGCCAACACAUGUGUGGAGGGGCUAUUGACAUUGAUUUCAUCAGAAAUCUCAAACCUUAAAAUGGAACAUUUGGAAGGAGAAGAACUGAUUUUGAUCCAAGCAAUAAAUUCUCUCAAGACUAUCAUAAAACACAAUCCUUCUUCCCAUGAGAAGGUAAUUAUUCAUUUGGUUAGAAUGUUAGAUUCCAUCCGGGUGCCAAAAGCACGGGCAACGAUCAUAUGGAUAUUUGGAGAGUAUAGCAACGUUGGGCAUAUUAUCCCUAUGAUUUUAUCAACAGUUCUCAAGUAUCUUGCAUGGUGUUUUACUUCAGAAGCUCUUGAAACAAAGCUGCAGAUUAUUAAUGCUUGUGUCAAGGAAACAUCAUAUUACUACAAAUUAACCUCAAUGUCAGUGGUGGCUCACUCAACUGCAUACUCAAUGCCGCUACAUAUGAAGAAUAAUGUCAUAUACUUAUUUAUUUUUAAGUGCCUACAAUUGAAGGGCAAUAUGGAACUUUUACUUGAAGUGGUUGUAUUGCGUGCAAAGGGCGAAAAUAUGUUGAGCUUUAGAAGAAUUUUAAACUAUAUUCUGGAACUAGCCAAAUGUGACUUGAAUUAUGACCUCCGUGAUCGUUCACGGUUCAUAAUUAAACUCCUCCCUGACAUGGAUGAAGCAAACUGCCAACCAAGAACUGCAAGCCCACUGCAUUUGCUUGCUGAACACUUAUUUAUGGGACAGACAAAAUCAGCAGCUGGAGAGCCCUUAACUUAUCAGUUUUAUCUACCUGGAUCUCUCUCACAUAUGGUUCUUCAUGCAGCUCCUGGAUAUGAACCUCUUCCACAGCCUCAGAGUUUAAUUUACACUGAUACCAGUGGUCAUUCAUCGCAUGAUACCCAGAGGGAUUCAUAUGAAGAAGAUGAUCCUAACUCCGAUUCUGGAUCAUUAGAUGAUGAAAGUGUAUCAGGUUACAGUUCUCAGGAUUUUCCAACUAGUGCCAGUGGGGCAAAUCCAUUGAGUGAUCAUGAUGAAAAUCCCAAUCCGUUGAUUCUCCUUUCAGACUUUGGCAAUGACCAUAGAAAUGAAAUAGGCAGAUCAAGAAAGAGUGCUGAUUGUUCUAAUUCCAAUGAAGUUAGUGAACUGCUGUCUAAUAGAUCUCUAGAGUCAUGGUUGAAUGAUAAUCCUGCAUCUGUCCAGGAUUCAUCUGACAUAAGCUAUGUCCAUCAAUCAUUUGCAAGAAUUUCGAUUGGAGAUAUAGGUAGCAGAGUCAAGCCUAAAUCUUAUACCUUGCUCGAUCCUGCUAAUGGAAGUGGCUUGAGUGUUGAUUAUAUGUUUUCAACGGCGAUUUCAAGCAAACCUCAAGUAUUUGUCUGCGUCGAGCUUUGCUUCAAAAAUUGUUCAACAGAGCCUAUGUCAAAUUUGUUGUUGGUUGAAGAGGGGUCUAACGGAAGUACAGAACCUACAGAUCAAACGGUAGCAUCUAGCUCCUUAGACCAUACUAAGGUGUCAUCUGCUGUCCCUAUGGAAGUGAUUGCUCUCCUGGAGCCUGGUCAGACCUCAAAAAGAACCCUCGAGGUCCACUUCCACCAUCAUCUAUUGCCUCUUAAGUUCACUUUAUGGUGUGAUGGCAAGAAGCAUACUGUGAAGUUGAGACCUGACAUUGGAUAUUUUGUAAGACCUCUUCCAAUAGACACUGAAAUAUUCUUGAGUAAGGAGUCUCAGCUGCCUGGGAUGUUUGAGUAUGUAAGGAGAUGUUCAUUCACCGACCACAUGGAAGAACUUAAAGUAGUUGCGGGCCCAGCCACAAAAGACAGCUUUGUUGUAAUAUGUGAGGCUUUGGUAUUGAAGGUCCUUAGUAAUGCAAGCCUUUUUCUUGUAUCCGUGGAUAUGCCUGUUGGGACCAACCUUGAUGAUGUAACAGGGUUAAGGUUAAGAUUCAGUGGUGAGAUACUAAGCAACUCAUUCCCGUGCUUACUUACUAUUACCAUCGAUGAAGGUAAAUGUCAUGAACCACUGACAGCAUCGCUAAAAGUCAAUUGUGAGGAAACAGUCUUUGGCCUGAAUUUGUUGAAUAGGGUUGUGAGUUUUUUGGCUGAACCCACCAGAUGUUGAAACCUAGUUCUAAUGUGUCUUGAGAACUCUUUACAGAUAUAAGUAAAGCAUGUACUAUCAUAUAUAGGCUUGUCACUGUUCAGUACAUCUGCUUUGGAUGGCUAAGGACAAGCAAAAGCAUUGUUGUGAGUUCAUUUUUGUUUUGCCAUUUUUUUUUUGUAAAAAGUGAUAUUUCUUUAUUUUGAGCAUCUUAAUAUAAUAUUGUUGAGCUUUUAUCUUUCUUUUAU
Messenger RNA from Cuscuta europaea, 3965 nucleotides. The record is from the annotation of a GenBank genome assembly. Lineage: Eukaryota; Viridiplantae; Streptophyta; Magnoliopsida; Solanales; Convolvulaceae.